Messenger RNA from Drosophila kikkawai, 1579 nucleotides. It is a transcript of the gene Cyp309a1, whose product is annotated as Cytochrome P450 309a1. Lineage: Eukaryota; Metazoa; Arthropoda; Insecta; Diptera; Drosophilidae. The record is from RefSeq and is a predicted model, not a curated record. Gene Ontology annotation, molecular function: oxidoreductase activity, acting on paired donors, with incorporation or reduction of molecular oxygen; monooxygenase activity; heme binding.
CCGUGAAGAUCUGAUCGAUUUUAAGUGUAGCCGCCAUGCUUACUGCAAUUGCUUUGGUCUUGUGUUUCGUUCACGUCACCUUUGCCGGGGUUUAUUUCUAUUUGACGUGGUACCACAGGUACUGGGACAAGCGGGGUGUGGUCACCGCCAAGCCGCUGACCCUGCUGGGCACCUAUCCGGGCAUUCUGGUGAACAAGAGUCGCAGUCUUAUACUUGACGUCCAGGAGAUCUACAAUAAGUACAAGGAUAAACAUAGAGCAGUGGGCACAUUCAUCACUCGACAGCCCCAGCUUCUCAUUCUUGAUCCAGCUCUGGCCCAUGAGAUUUUGGUGGACAAGUUCAGUCACUUCAGGGACACUAUAACCAGCAGCUUCACCGGCCACAAUGCGGAUGAUAAAUUUGUGGCAAGGUCGCCGUUUUUCAGCGCUGGCGAGGAUUGGAAACGAAGGCGUACUGAGAAUGUGGGCGGUCUGACGCCCAACCGGCUAAAACUGGCCUUUACUAUCUGGGAGCAGAGCGGUCGUAAGCUAGUAGAGUAUAUUGAGCGGGCGAGGCGGCAGAAGGGCGAUGUCAUCGAGACCAGGGAUCUUUCUUAUCGCUUCACGGCCGACGUAAUGGCUGACUUUAUAUGGGGCAUCGAUGCGGGCUCGCUAAGCGGUGAUGUCGGAGAGCUCGGGGCCUUCCAGAAAACCUCCACGGACUGGACCGUCUUUGCCUUCAGCUCAAUGAUCCGUUUCAACAAGACCCUGGUGGCUCCAAUUAUGCGAAAACUGUUUAAGAUGCGCUUCUUCACCAAGGCAUCAGAUGAGUUCUUUCUGCGAUUGACCAAGGAUGCGAUUAAACUCCGGCAGGGCGGCAGUGGAGAGGGUCGCACGGACUACCUCUCCCACCUUCUCCAGCUGCAAGAGCGUGGGAAUACCAUCCAUGACUCCGUGGGUCAUGCCCUUACCGUCCAUUUGGACGGAUACGAGACCUCCGGGGCUGUGCUUUACCACAUGCUCUAUUCGCUGAGCGAGCACCGCGAAGAGCAGGAAAAGUUGCGAUCGGAAAUUUUAGACGCUUUGGAUGCCAAUGCGAAUAUCAGCUAUGAGCAGCUCAACGCCCUGCCCUAUCUGGAUCAGUGCGUAAAUGAAUCACUGCGUUUAACAACACCCAUCGGUUUCUUUAUGCGUAUCUGCACUAAGCCCAUUCAGCUUGAUUUGGGCAAGGACAAAACUGUGGACUUGGAGCCAGGAACUACGGUGAUGGUGCCCGCUUUUCAGUACCACCAUGAUGACGGUAUCUACCCAGAGGCUAGUGAAUUUAAGCCGGAUCGGUUUGAGAACGGAGCAGCAAGUGCCUUCAACAAGCGCGGAUGCUUCCUGCCUUUCGGCGAUGGUCCCCGUAUUUGUUUAGGUAUGCGGGUUGGACAGCUGAGUGUUAAGACCGCCAUCCUCCACAUCCUUUCGAAUUACCUGGUGGAGCAGACGAAAAAAGUGCCCAUGGGCGCCGACACGGGCCUGGGAAUAUUCCUCAAUGGAGAUGUCGAACUGAAAUAUACAAAAUUGCGAAAAUAAAACGCAGAGGUUUUUUUCUUUAA